UUGCAAAAAAAACUUCCUCACUUAUAUGGCUAAGGUUCGAACACAUAUUCUCUCUCCUUACUCCUCUUCCUCAAUGAGGUUUUUAACCAGUUGACAUAACCACAAAAAGGAAAAAAAAGUAGUACCUUUAACUUAAAUAAUAUUUUCCCAAAAUUGGUAUAGUUUUAAUGAAUUUUUCUCUUUAAGAGGAAAAUUUGACGUUCAAACAAUUCUGGUUGUUGUAACCAUAUGUCUUCAAUUACUACUCAUUUCUCUUCAAUGUCGCCUAAUAAUUCCUUUCCUGAUAUUUAUUCGGCUGAUGGUUCCCCUAUGAAUGUUAGUCACAUUGGGAAUGUUAGUCACAUUGGCAAUGUUUCUACAAAGUCAUUGACUUUACCAAAUGCCCUUUUAGUUCCAAAACUUAGUUAUAAUCUUCUAUCUGUCAGUCAAUUAUGUGAUCUUGGUCUUGAAGUAACAUUUUCUACUCAUGGUUGUCGUGUGCAGGACCCACGGACAGGACAACUUCUUGGAACUGGUCACAAGGUGGGGCGUUUGUUUGAGCUUAACUAUCUGCAUAUUCUUGAUAAUAAAAUGGAUACACCAUCAUUUCCAAAUGAUCGAUUCAUCCAAACCCUGCUUUGUGCUAUUGAAUUAGAGUCUUUGCAAAUUCCAUAUCAACAAAUCUUCCAAAUCUGUGCUGCUACUAACAUUUCUCCUCUCCAUUUGUGGCAUUCACGACUCAGAUAUACCUCAGUCGGUAAACUUCGUCCACUUAUCUCUCGUGGUUUAUUAGGAUCAGUUCCGAAUGAAUUUGUGCAUUGUCUGUCAUGUCAAUCUGCAAAGCAGCCAUGUCACGCCCCAAAACCUGAAUUCGAGGCGCGACGGACGCCGUGCACUCGUGAGAGGAUCCCACAAAUGCACAAGGCUCGAAACUUAUCCAAUUCACAUCUGACAAUUCAAUAACUUAAAAUCAGAUAUUUCAAUAAUUCUAUGUCCAACAUGACUUAAACUUAAAAUCUCAAGGUAAAAUCUAUCUCACAAAAAACAUGAUUUAUUUCUAAAAUCUAUAUCAAUCUCGAAAUGGCUAGCCUUCUAACUUGUCACUUCCCGUGGUUUCCCCGUCCUCGGUUUCGCUUCCUGAAAUGGUAGACAAGGAAAACUAUGAGAUAAACUAUCUCAAUAAGUAAAUGUAUGGAUAACCAGUGAGUAAAAUUUGAGCAUUUCAGAUAAACAUUUUAAACAUAAACGAAAUGUUCAAUGAUAAACCAUUAUGCAGAAUAAAGUUCAGUAGCAGUCAAUUAAACUUAUAGCCUGCCA
Messenger RNA from Rubroshorea leprosula, 1296 nucleotides. NCBI's taxonomy places the organism in Eukaryota, Viridiplantae, Streptophyta, Magnoliopsida, Malvales, Dipterocarpaceae. The record is from the annotation of a GenBank genome assembly.